This is a messenger RNA of Physcomitrium patens, 1800 nucleotides long. RefSeq lists its product as uncharacterized. Gene Ontology annotation, molecular function: protein binding. The record is from RefSeq and is a predicted model, not a curated record. NCBI's taxonomy places the organism in Eukaryota, Viridiplantae, Streptophyta, Bryopsida, Funariales, Funariaceae.
CACGCUGCCGAUUUCUCGUCGCGCUGGAUUGCGCCUCGCGUCGCCCGCCUUCCUCACCUCGUUGCUCAUUACCCAUCUCGCCGAUUCCUCUUUAGCUACCCAAUUUCUCGUGUAGAUUGCUCUUGAGUUCGCCACCUGGGUCCGAGCUCAGAGCUUUCAGCGCCGCUUUUUGCAGCUGCUGCUGCUCUUUCGUUAUUUUCUCGCUUGGACAUGCGCAUUUACACGAGGCUGGACGUUGGCUGGUACUUGAUAUCGAAUGGGUUUUCGUUUCUUAGGCGUUUCGAGUCGAUUGCUGCCGCGCAGACAGUUAGGCAGACAGAUGAAACGGACGUUCCCGCUAGUGAAUUGAGCUGAUAAUGUAUUGUUUGGUGUUAUGCAGCCCUAGUUUUAGUUCAUUCCUGGGUCCCGUGUCGCGGUGCAGAUUGCCCCUUGCGGUACCAGAAUUUGACGACCUCAAGAUCUUUCUGUGUCUGUAAGUGGUUUUAUAGCUUUUGUUAGGUGUGUCUGUAAGUGGUUUUAUUGCUUUUGUUAGGUGUAGCAGGAGAGCAGAAUUUCUGGUUCGUCAGUGUUCAAAUCUGAUCAAUCGGUGGAGUGAGGUACUUUGUUAACGGAUUAGGUUGCCGUGCAUCCAUGGCAGCAGCUGGACUAGCUAGAGCUGGCCAUCUCCUCAUAUCCCGUCAUGAGUACAAGUGUGGUUAUUGUAAGCCAUGUUCCAAUCCCAAAUAUGGAUAUCUGAUCAGAGAUUCACCAGCUCUUGGGUAUAAAAGGCAUUUGAAGGAAGAGCCUCGUAGUAAGACGAGGCUGGUUGUUAGGGCAGAUGCGGCCGAUAACCAAAAAUUGCGAGAGCAGCAGCAUGAGAUCCGAGUUUGCAUCAACAAGACGUGCAGAAAGAGUGGGAGCCUGGAAAUGUUAGACGUUAUCCGGAGCUUGGCACCGCCCAACGUGACCGUGGAAUCAUGCAGUUGUAUUGGGAUAUGUGGCAACGGUCCUAAUUUGGUGAUUUUACCAUCUGAAAUGAUGGUUAGCCAUUGUAACACUCCGGCGCAUGCUGCACGUCUCCUGGCUCUGCAGUGUGGGGCCUCUAAUCCGGAGAACAAUCUCCAAGCGCUGCAUCUGAAGCAGCAGGCUAACAAAGCCUUUGAACGAGGAAAUCUUGUGGAAGCUGAGGGAUUGUACACAGAGGCCAUAGAACUCAAUCCAUCCGGAGGUCUUCACUUUAUCUAUGCCAACAGGUCUGCCUUACGAUUAGCGCAAGGGAACUUCCAAGGGGCUUUAAAUGACGCCCAAGUGGCUGAGGCAAUAUCUCCCAAGUGGGCCCAGGCUUUCGUGCGUCAGGCAGAUGCGUUGUCUGCGAUGGGCGAAGUGGAGCGUGCUCUAGCAGCUCUUUCCACUGCUCUUUGUCUUGAUCCUUUGCUGAGACGCUCCAAAGGCUUUCAGUCCAAGUCCAGGGAGCUGCAAAUGAAGCUGGAGACAGCAAGUGCCUCCAUGUAACAUCCUACAAGCUUCAGUUGGGUACUCUUGAAGCUGUUUAGAAAUCUGAUUAGAAAAUCCAUUGUCUUAUUUUCAAGGAAUUGUAAUAUUCGAGAACGAUUAAAUGUUCAUGUUGAAAUUAUCUACAUUGUGAUAGUGAUCUUUGAAGGUCUUGAGGUAGUGAUGGAUAAUGGUAGUUCGAGGAACAGAAUUAUCACGAUGAUUUCUCACCUCAAUGUACAAUCAUAUCCCACGCAACUCGCUUUUGUUGAACGAUCUUUUUAGCUUUUUGGUAAACUUAUGAAAUGGUUAAUCCCAGUGCUUUCUUCA